This is a messenger RNA of Haemorhous mexicanus (house finch), 893 nucleotides long. RefSeq names its product proline rich 29 (gene PRR29). NCBI's taxonomy places the organism in Eukaryota, Metazoa, Chordata, Aves, Passeriformes, Fringillidae. The transcript is spliced from 4 exons. The record is from RefSeq and is a predicted model, not a curated record. Bases 1 to 684 code for a protein of 227 amino acids.
AUGUGCCAGCGCCAGCUGCGGUCCCCGCCCGGUGCCAGCUGCCUCGUCCUGGGCGUUUCUUCUAUGGAAGGAGGCAAGUUUGGGAAGGGAAAUUCGGAGGAAGAGGAGCCCUCGUUGGCUGAUGACAGCCUGGGGACGAUUAAGAUCAAAGCACUAGCAGCGCACAGGGUCGGGGACACGGCCCAGCCCCGUGGGGACAGAGGAACAGCCCGCGCCGGUAUCCCCGGGGCCUUUCCGGGGAUUUCCUGCCGGGAGAAGCCGCCCGGGGACAUUCCUGGCGCGGCCGAGCCUCCCUGGGCAGGGUUUGUUUCCCCGGAGCCCUGGAAACGAUCCCCGCUCUGGCCGCAGCUCCCGAGCCAUGGAGCGGGGAGCGGCCGGGGACCCCCGCGGGCUCUGGGGGGCCCCACCGGCCGGGACCCUCCUUGUGCCACGCGGGAUUUGAUGGAGUUGAUGUUGAUUCAGACCUCCCAAAUGCACCAGCUCUUGAUGCACAGCCUGGCCAUGGCAGCUCUGAUGCCCCUCAGUGCAGGGCCAGCCCCAGCCCCCGCCCAGGCGCUGGAAGAGCCUUCGAAGGGUGAGGAGGAAGAGGAGGCCAUGGUUUUCCACCAUCACUACAUCCCCUGGCCAGCACCCCGCCCGGCCCCCGUGCGGUUCCUGCGCUCCUCACCCGGGGGCAGGCGGUGAGUGCAGGGGGGGCAGCACUCCAGGGGACACCAUCCAUCCGUCACUGACCUGUUCCUGCUCCUCUCCAGCAGAGCUGUGCCCCCCCCACCGCCCCCCAGUGCCACGGGCACCGUGGGACCCGGUGUCCCCCCUGCAGCGGGUAAGGACAGCCCGGGGGACACUGUCCCCAUGGCCCCGACAGGAACAACUUUCCCUCAGGCUUCCAUUAC